AUGGCACCCAAAGGGCUCUGGUCAAAAUUUGCUCGGGUGUGGAUCCCUGAUGCAGAUGAGGUGUGGAAGUCAGCAGAGCUCACUAAGAACUACAAACAUGGAGAUUCCACCCUACACCUCACACUGGAGGAUGGAAUGGACAUUGAGCACAAGCUGGAUGAUAAGACAAAGAACCUUCCUCACCUGCGGAACCCUGACAUCCUGGUGGGGGAGAAUGACCUCACAGCUCUUAGCUACCUGCACGAGCCGGCCGUCCUGCACAACCUUAAAGUCCGCUUCACCGACUCCAAACUCAUCUACACAUACUGUGGUAUUGUGCUGGUGGCCAUUAAUCCCUAUGAGAACCUUCCCAUCUACGGUAGUGACAUCAUCAAUGCGUACAGCGGCCAGAACAUGGGAGACAUGGACCCUCACAUCUUCGCUGUGGCUGAGGAGGCUUACAAACAGAUGGCCAGAGAUGAGAGGAACCAGUCUAUAAUCGUAAGCGGUGAGUCAGGAGCAGGGAAGACUGUGUCAGCUAAAUAUGCCAUGCGCUACUUUGCUACGGUCAGUGGAGCAGCCACAGAGGCCAACGUAGAGGAGAAGGUCCUCGCAUCCAACCCCAUCAUGGAGGCGAUAGGAAACGCUAAGACGACUCGUAACGACAACAGCAGUCGUUUCGGGAAGUACAUUGAGAUCGGCUUCGACAAACGCUACCGUAUCAUUGGAGCUAACAUGAGGACAUAUCUACUGGAGAAGUCCAGAGUGGUGUUUCAGGCGGACGAGGAGAGGAACUAUCAUAUCUUCUACCAGCUGUGUGCGUCCUCCCAUCUACCAGAGUUCAAGAAUCUGAAGCUAGGUAGUGCUGAUGUCUUCCACUGCACCAACCAGGGCCGGAACCCGGUCAUCGAUGGAGUCGACGAUGCUAAAGAGAUGUGCACAACACAACAUGCCUUCUCACUGCUAGGCAUCAACGAGUUGAACCAGAAGGGGCUGUUCCAGGUCCUGGCUGCCAUCUUACAUCUGGGCAACGUGGAGAUCAAGGACCGAGACUCUGACAGCAGCAUCAUACCUCCCAAUAACCGCCACCUGACGGUGUUCUGUGAGCUGAUGGGCGUGACCUACCAGGACAUGUCUCAUUGGCUGUGCCACAAGAAGCUGAAGACAGCCCAGGAGACCUACAUCAAGCCCAUCCCUCGGCUGCAAGCCUCCAAUGCCCGCGACGCGCUCGCCAAACACAUCUACGCCAAAGUCUUCAACUGGAUCGUGGACCAUGUCAACAAAUCUCUGCGCGCCACCGUCAAACAGCACUCCUUCAUAGGAGUCCUGGAUAUCUAUGGGUUUGAGACGUUUGAGAUCAACAGUUUUGAACAGUUCUGUAUCAACUAUGCUAACGAGAAACUGCAACAGCAGUUUAACAUGCAUGUGUUCAAGCUGGAGCAGGAGGAGUAUUUGAAGGAGCAGAUUCCCUGGACUCUGAUAGACUUCUAUGAUAACCAGCCAUGUAUCAACCUCAUAGAGGCCAAGAUGGGGGUACUAGACCUGCUGGACGAAGAGUGCAAGAUGCCUAAAGGUUCAGAUGACUCGUGGGCCCAGAAGCUGUAUAACACCCAUCUGAAGACCUGCUCUCUGUUUGAGAAACCUCGCAUGUCCAACAAAGCCUUCAUCAUACAGCACUUCGCUGACAAGGUGCAGUACCAGUGUGAUGGCUUUCUGGAGAAGAACAAGGACACAGUGAAUGAAGAGCAGAUCAAUGUCCUGAAGGCCAGCAAGUUGGACCUGCUAGUGGAGCUGUUUCAGGAUGAGGAGAAAGUGACCAGUCCGACAGGGACCGCUCCAGGAGGUCGAACACGACUCAGUGUCAAACCAAAACAGAUCAGAUCUGCUGGAGCAAGCAGCAAGGAGCACAAGAAGACUGUUGGCUGCCAGUUCCGGAACUCUCUGGCUAUGUUGAUGGAGACUCUGAAUGCGACCACUCCUCACUAUGUUCGCUGCAUCAAGCCCAACGACCUCAAGUUCCCCUUCACGUUUGACCCUAAGCGAGCGGUGCAGCAGCUCAGAGCCUGUGGUGUUCUGGAAACCAUCCGCAUCUCAGCCGCAGGCUUCCCAUCCAGGUGGACCUACCAGGAGUUCUUCAGUCGUUACCGGGUUCUGAUGAAGCAGAAGGACGUCCUGUCGGACAGGAGGCUGACCUGUAGGAAUGUCCUGGAGAAACUGGUGCAGGACCAGGACAAGUACCAGUUUGGUAAGACGAAGAUCUUCUUCAGGGCUGGUCAGGUUGCCUACCUGGAGAAGCUGAGAGCUGAUAAGCUGAGGAAGGCGUGCGUCCGCAUCCAGAAGACCAUCCGCUGCUGGCUGGUACGCAAGAAGUACCUCCGCAAGAAGCAUGCUGCCAUCACCAUCCAGAGAUACACCCGCGGACACCAGGCCCGCUGUCUGGUCAAGUACAUGCGUCAGACCCUGGCAGCCAUCACUAUCCAGAAGUUCCAGAGGAUGUGUGUUCAGAGGAAACUGUACCUACAGAAGCAGGCUGCUGCCCUGGUCAUGCAGACUAUCCUCAGAGCAUACAUGGCCCGACAGAAAUACCAAGGGUUGCUGCGUAACCACAAAGCUGUGUUCAUCCAGAAACACGUGCGUGGCUGGCUGGCCAGACAGCGGUACAAGCGAUCCCUGCGAGCCAUCGUCUAUCUGCAGUGCUGCAUCAGGAGGAUGAAGGCCAAGAAAGAGCUGAAGAAGCUGAAAAUCGAGGCCCGCUCCGUUGAACAUUUCAAGAAACUUAACGUUGGCAUGGAGAAUAAGAUCAUGCAGCUGCAGAGGAGGUUAGAUGAACAGGCUAAAGACAACCGUGUGACUAGCGAGCGGCUGAGCUGUCUGGAGACGUCCCACGCGGUGGAGAGUGACAAGCUGAAGGUAGAGGUGUCUAAGCUGAAGGGGAUAGAAGAGGAAGCCAAGAACAACGCCAACCGUGUCACUUCCCUUCUGGAGGAGCUGGAGAGGCUGAGGAAGGAGCUGACCACCACCCAGAAAGAGAAGAAGACCAUAGAGGACUGGGCUACCAAGUACAGGGAUGAGAUGGAAAAGAUGGUAGCAGAGCUGAAGCAGCAGAAUGGUCUGCUGAAGACCGAGAAAGACGACCUGAACCGAAUGAUCAAGGAACAGAGCCAGCAGAUGACAGAGAAAAUGACUCGUGCAUUAGCGGAGGAGACUCAGCAGUUGGAGAGCGAUCUGAACGAGGAGAGGUCUCGCUACCAGAACCUCCUUACAGAACACCUGAGACUGGAGGAACGCUACGACGACCUCAAGGAAGAAAUCACUCUCUCUGUGAGCGUGCCCAAGCCCGGCCACAGGAGAACAGACUCCACCCACAGCAGCAACGGAUCAGAGUGCACCUACAACUCCGAGUUCGCCGAAUCAGAAGAAAGUUCCCGACAUGGAGAAGUGAGUGGGGCGGGACUUAGAAAGGAACUUCCUCUCACCACGUCUCUGACUCUGAAGCUGCAGAAGCGCGUGACCGAGCUGGAGCAGGAGAAAUCCUCUCUCCGCAACGAGCUAGAAAACAAGGAGGAGCAGUUCCAGCGGGCUAGAGUCAGGGAUGAUGAGGAGCAUAAGAAAUCACGUGGAGCAGAACUGGAGUACGAGUCUCUCAAGCGCCAGGAGCUGGAUUCCGAGAACAAGAAGUUGAAGCACGACCUGACCGCCAUGAGGCAGAGCCUGCUGGGUAAUGCAGGCGCUGGGGCGGGGGCACCAGGAAGUCCACCCUACAAAGUUCUCAUGGACCAACUGAACUCCUCGUGCGAGGAGCUGGAGGUGCGGAAAGAGGAGGUGCUGAUUCUACGAUCUCAACUGGUCUCACAGAAGGAGGCCAUGCAGCACAAGGAUGAGAAGGAGACAAUGACAGAGCCAGUGCACUAUGCAGAGGAUGUCCAUAAGAUGAAGGACUCUGGUGCAAUCACUCAGGCUUAUCUAGGACUCAAAGAGACCAACAGACUGUUGGAGGGCCAGAUGCAGCAGCAGCGGCGUAGCUAUGACAACGAGGUGGAGGUGUUGCGAGGGGAGUUACAGAGUGUUAAAGAGGAGAAUAACCGUCAACAACAGCUGCUGGCCCAGAACCUGCAGCUCCCACCAGAGGCACGCAUAGAGGCUAGUCUACAGCAUGAGAUCACACGACUCACCAACGAAAACCUGGACCUCAUGGAACAGCUGGAGAAGCAGGAUAAAACUAUCCGUAAGCUUAAGAAACAGCUGAAGGUGUUCUCGAAGAAGAUUGGAGAAAUGGGAGCUGGCCAUGUUGAGACUAUAUCUCCGGGUCAGAUGGUUGAAGAGACGGUCCGUCCGGUGAACAUUCCUCGUCGCGAGAAAGACUUCCAGGGAAUGUUGGAGUACAAGAAGGAGGAUGAGCUGAAACUGGUUAAGAACCUCAUACUGGAGUUGAAGCCUCGUGGUGUAGCGGUAAAUCUGAUCCCAGGCCUGCCAGCCUACAUCCUCUUCAUGUGUCUGAGGCAUGCUGACUAUGUCAACGAUGACCAGAAGGUCAGGACGCUGCUCACAUCCACCAUCAACAGCAUCAAGAAGAUACUCAAGAAACGGGGGGAUGACUUUGAGACGGUCUCCUUCUGGCUGUCCAACACCUGCCGCUUCCUACACUGUCUCAAACAGUACAGCGGUGAUGAGUCGUUUAUGAAGCACAACACUCCUAAGCAGAAUGAUCACUGCCUGUCUAACUUUGACCUGGCUGAGUACCGUCAGGUCCUCAGUGACCUGGCCAUUCAGAUCUACCAGCAGCUCAUCAAAUGCAUGGAGAACAUCCUACAGCCCAUGAUUGUCUCUGGUAUGUUGGAGCAUGAGACCAUCCAGGGUGUGUCGGGGGUUAAGCCGACCGGUCUGCGUAAACGGACAUCGAGCAUCGCUGACGAGGGAACCUACACGCUGGAAUCCAUCUUACGUCAGCUCAGCGCUUUCCACUCCACCAUGUGUCAGCACGGCACCGACCCUGAACUCAUCAAACAGGUUGUGAAGCAGCAGUUCUACAUCAUUGGAGCUGUGACUCUCAACAAUCUGCUGCUGCGUAAAGACAUGUGCUCCUGGAGCAAAGGCAUGCAGAUCAGGUAUAACGUGAGUCAGCUGGAGGAGUGGCUGCGUGACAAGUCUCUGAUGCUGUGUGGAGCCAAGGAGACUCUGGAGCCUCUGAUUCAGGCUGCUCAGCUGCUGCAAGUCAAGAAGAAGACGGACGAAGACGCCGAGGCCAUCUGCUCCAUGUGCAACAGCCUGUCCACAUCUCAGAUUGUAAAGGUGUUGAACCUGUACACUCCAGUCAACGAGUUUGAAGAGAGGGUGUCUGUUACCUUCAUACGAACCAUACAGACUCGUUUGCGGGACCGCUGUGAGACUCCUCAGCUGUUGAUGGACACUAAGAUCAUCUACCCAGUCACCUUCCCUUUCAACCCCUCCUCUCUGGCCCUGGAGACUAUCCAAAUACCAGGCUCCCUCAACCUAGCCUUCCUUACCCGCGUCUAACACAUACACGACUAAUAGAUAGGCUAUACAUAGGCAUGCAAUCACAUGCAUACACAAACCAUUCUCUUCCUAACACAUCCAAACACUUACAUACAGUACACACACACACAUACACACGCUCAGCUUCCACCCUACGGUAGUCUUUAUGUCAGUAGUUGAAAGCCCAUCCUCCUCCGCGUGUACAAAUGCUCAACUCUAAGAGAAUGCACCGCUACAGGCCACCUUUUCUCCUAUCUUACCCCCUUUUACUAAGCUACACUCCCCACCUACAACCCCAUUUAAGACCGAGUACCGUGUUCCCCCAGUCCUCUUUUCUCCUCUUUGUUCUCUUCUCAAUAGUGUAGUGUUUUCUAGCAGUCCGGUUCUCCCAUAGGAAUGUAUUACGGUACACUUAAGCUAGCUGUCCAGGGCUAGCAUCACAGCUAGCUAGCUCCUUCAGCUAAGCUCAGCUAGCAUCUGUUGUGUUAUGAUAGGAUGCUAGCGCUUCUACAGUUAUCUAGCUAGC
Messenger RNA from Salvelinus namaycush (lake trout), 5998 nucleotides. It is a transcript of the gene myo5aa, whose product is annotated as myosin VAa. Gene Ontology annotation, molecular function: microfilament motor activity; actin filament binding; ATP binding. Gene Ontology annotation, cellular component: myosin complex; actin cytoskeleton; vesicle. The transcript has 40 exons. Lineage: Eukaryota; Metazoa; Chordata; Actinopteri; Salmoniformes; Salmonidae. Gene Ontology annotation, biological process: actin filament organization; vesicle transport along actin filament. The record is from RefSeq and is a predicted model, not a curated record. The coding region runs from base 1 to 5493 and encodes 1830 amino acids.